Rattus rattus (black rat) is the source of this 4885-nucleotide messenger RNA. RefSeq names its product phosphate cytidylyltransferase 1, choline, alpha (gene Pcyt1a). Gene Ontology annotation, cellular component: endoplasmic reticulum. The record is from RefSeq and is a predicted model, not a curated record. The coding region runs from base 323 to 1426 and encodes 367 amino acids. Gene Ontology annotation, biological process: CDP-choline pathway. Lineage: Eukaryota; Metazoa; Chordata; Mammalia; Rodentia; Muridae. Gene Ontology annotation, molecular function: choline-phosphate cytidylyltransferase activity; phosphatidylcholine binding. The transcript has 9 exons.
CAGGCCGAGCGCGCGCCGGGGCCGCAGGAGGUGCUACACAUCCGGAAUUCCGGGGCGGCUGACCCCGCGCCAGUGCUUCAGCUCCGUCACUCCACACGGCCGGCCCUGCUGGAAGCGGAACUACUCUGUCAGGUUGUGGUUUUCAGGAAUGCGGAGGUGGAAUUGACAAGAGGGAGGGCGGUAGGCGGGACUUCCGGUCCGCAGUCCGGUCAGAUGUUUCCCGGGCGUCUCCCCGCAACCUAUUUGACUUCGCUAGUCGGUGACGCGGCGCGGGGAAGGAAUCCGAGGGGACCGGAGCUUAGAGGAGUUGAGUUAAAAGAAGAUGGAUGCACAGAGUUCAGCUAAAGUCAAUUCAAGGAAGAGGAGGAAAGAGGUACCUGGCCCUAAUGGAGCAACAGAGGAAGAUGGAAUUCCUUCCAAAGUGCAGCGCUGUGCAGUUGGUUUACGGCAGCCAGCUCCUUUUUCUGAUGAAAUUGAAGUUGACUUUAGUAAGCCCUAUGUCAGGGUGACUAUGGAAGAAGCCUGCAGGGGAACUCCUUGUGAGCGGCCUGUGAGAGUUUAUGCGGAUGGAAUAUUUGACUUAUUUCACUCUGGUCACGCCCGGGCUCUGAUGCAAGCAAAGAACCUUUUCCCUAAUACAUAUCUCAUCGUGGGAGUCUGCAGUGAUGAGCUAACGCACAACUUCAAGGGCUUCACUGUGAUGAACGAAAAUGAGCGUUACGACGCGGUGCAGCACUGCCGCUACGUAGACGAGGUGGUGAGGAACGCCCCCUGGACUCUGACGCCCGAGUUCCUGGCGGAGCACCGGAUUGAUUUCGUCGCCCAUGACGAUAUCCCCUACUCUUCGGCAGGGAGCGACGAUGUGUAUAAGCACAUCAAGGAAGCAGGCAUGUUUGCUCCCACACAGAGGACAGAAGGCAUCUCCACAUCAGACAUCAUCACCCGCAUUGUCCGUGACUAUGAUGUGUAUGCAAGACGGAACCUGCAGAGAGGCUACACUGCCAAGGAGCUCAAUGUCAGCUUUAUCAACGAAAAGAAAUACCACUUGCAAGAACGAGUUGAUAAAGUAAAGAAGAAAGUGAAAGAUGUGGAGGAAAAGUCAAAAGAAUUUGUGCAGAAGGUGGAAGAGAAGAGCAUCGACCUCAUCCAGAAGUGGGAGGAGAAGUCCCGAGAGUUCAUUGGAAGUUUCCUGGAAAUGUUUGGUCCAGAAGGAGCACUGAAGCACAUGCUGAAAGAGGGAAAAGGUCGGAUGCUGCAGGCCAUCAGUCCCAAGCAGAGUCCCAGCAGCAGCCCUACUCAUGAGCGCUCCCCCUCCCCCUCCUUUCGGUGGCCCUUCUCUGGCAAGACUUCCCCAUCUUCCUCCCCAGCAAGUCUCUCUAGGUGCAAGGCUGUGACCUGUGACAUCAGCGAGGAUGAAGAGGACUAACUUUUCAUCCCUGUUCCCUCUCUCUCCCCCUGCCCGUCACCUCCAGAAGCUCUGUUGAAUUCCAUUUUGUGAUCCCAACACUAAACCUAAGGACAUCUACAAAGAACAGACAAACGGGGCAAGAGGACCUGGGAACGGGGGAACCAAAACAGCCCAUGCCCUGCCUGAGACAUUCUCAGCCACACCACGGAGGCUGCCCACACCUUAGAAGCCUGCUCUGCAUCCAUCUUUCCUCCCCAGAACGUUGCUUUACUGUUUAUUGCUCAUGUAAUCUUGACAGGGAGAUUGUCAUUUACAUCAUUUCUUUUAAAAAGUAGUCUUUCAAAUAUAGUAAGUACAACUAAUUUUUUGCCCCUGAGGAGUGGGCAGAAGAAGGAGGCGUGGAGUGCCCAGAGGCCUUUCUUCCUGAACACUAGUGCUUGCCUUCUGCUCCGAAGCAAAGCGGCUUGCCAGGUCCUUCAAACAGGGAGCCAUGCUGCUGGGUAAUUUGGGGAGAGAAUCGUAAUUUUAAUGUCCCUAAAAAAAAAAUCUCAAAGCCGUAUUAGCUCCAGAUUCCCUGAGUGUCCUGCCGGCCCAUGUGUCAGCGUGGCUGUGGGGGGAAGAGCUGUGAGCCUGACUUUUCUUACUCCCAGAGGAGUUUCUUGUUGGACCCAAUGGGGUCCAUGAAGACACUGAUGGGGAUGGACCCAAACCACAGAGCAUCAGAUGCAGUUUUUCCACUGUGUUCAUCUUCUCAGCAAAUCCUGUUGCCCAGUUAUUCGGGAGCUCUUGCCAAUCUCUUUCCUGCAUCCUUCCUGUGAAGGAAGGGACACAGGGCUACUGUGACUGGAGAGAGGAGUGGGAGAAAGUCAGUCCGGUUCAAGAGCAGUUGCGGUUGAGUUCUGCUGGGCUCGUGUCCCUCCCUGCAGCUGCCCUCUCAGCACGUCCGGCUUAUACAAAGGAUACUUUGUAAAUGUUUGCAGCUUGCACUUGACCCGUCCUGGAUCCAUGCUGCUUAUUGCAGUAGUCAGCACUUAGACUUUCACAGAGCACACAGGCAAAAGCACCUGGAAACACUCUCCUCAACCUCUGACCAUCUUAGAAUGUCCUUGGGUCAAAUGAGUACCACAUGGAGUCUUUGCUCCGAGAGCUGCACCUAGCAGGGAUUUCCUCCAGUCCACCUCCAGAAGCAACAGGCACGGGUUAAAACUGCUAGCACACAGAGGUCAUGCCCUCUUGCCUGCCUGUGGCUGGUGGCCCCAAGAGGAAACAAGUUGACUUUGAAAUCAGAGAGUACUGACUCUCAGCACUUACUGUUGGGCAGGAGCCGGUGUUUCCGGCCCCUGGCACCCCAUAUCACUACAUGGCCCAGCAAGCUCAUGGCCAUUAGUUAUCCUGUAGCUGGAUGUAGGGUAAAGUUGUUUAUGUCCAGGGCCUACUAGUUGUCACUCAUAAAUACCCCUCGUGGGGGUGGAGCUUUGUGUUUUCAGCAAAGAAAACAUUUUCUUUUUCCUCGUACCUCCUCACUGGUCCGUGCUGGGACUGUGAGCAUUUUUCAGUCCUCCCUAGACACGCUAGUGGAAUCUGUGCUACUGCCUAAGGGUCUGAGGCUAGCACCACACAGUGCCUGCAGAACAGGACUACCUAGGCUUCUAAACUAUCUCCCAGGCAAAGCUGAGCAGAGGAGAGGGGCAAAGAGGCACCCCCUGGUGUCCCAGUGGCCUGUGGAAACGCCAUUGCUAAUUCCUCAUGAAGCACUGCUUUCUCUCAGACCUGAUCCAGAUGGCCUUGGCCUGGGAUCCUUUCUCUGAACCUGUUGAAAUUAGUCUUUUCUCACAUUAUGUACUGCGGAAUGGCUCAUUUUAACUUUUCUACUUUAGUCUUCUCUUUGGGGAUCCGUUUCUCUCUGCCUUAUUCUCCCAGGUAUACAGAGGUGGUGAUGUCACUGCUGGCACUCACCUGCUUGUUCUCUCAGUGCGUGCCACUCAGGUGUGGCCUAUGGAAAUGCAAAGGGAGCCAUUCAUGUUCGACUUUCCUCCAUGUAGUCAUUCAAGUAGACGGUCCCAGACAUCAGAGCAUCUAUGCUGACACCCUGCUAGGACUAGCCGAUGCUCAUACUCACCCGAUACUGUCUCCUAACACUCAGACAGUUUAGACAUAAGCAAAGGCAUUGGGGGUGUGGCUGCAUGUAGGUACGUGAGGGUCAGUGUGCUCCUUGGUGCUAGAAAAAGGUACUGUUGAGAUGGUGCACCAUGUGGGUAAGCUGUGUAACGCUCGAUCUGUGACUCAGUCUGUCCAAGAAAGCAGCAUGGAAGGGCCGGGGAAACCGUAAGUUGUUUGGCCUCACAGCCAUAUGAGGAGGCUGAAGACAGGAGCCCUGUGGCUGGGGUUGAGGAGGAGCCAGUGCAGCACUUAACCUUGGCACGGGCUGAACAGGAAGUUUGCUUAUUCGUAUACUGGGCCGGAGACUGAAAACCGAGGCUGCCACUUAGAGAAAGUAGAGUUGGGUCACCAGUGCUGCUCCUGGGGCUAAGCCAGAGACCCUCACGUGAGGAACGGGGGAGUUGAGGGCAAAAAUCCUGAUGAGAAAGAUUGAGAGACCUUUUCUGGUCACUCUCCUCAGCAGCACCUCAGUUAUUCUUGAGGCUGCACAUCUGAGCAGCUAUCUAGGACGCCCUUCCACAGUGGCUCCUCCAACUGCUUUGUCACUGUCUCCGCCGUCUUCACUUGUGUAACUCACAUUCUGGGGCCUGUUGUCUUUGAGAUCUGUUCCUUAUCAACUUUUCAAUCCUUUCCCAAGUCAGUUCUGUUUCUUGCUUUGGUUUAAUUCCCCAAGCCAUACCUUCUAGAUUUCUGUCAGCAUAGAUGCGCCGAAAUUGAACCCGCACAGUUCAAAGAAAGCUUUCUCAACAAUGUUUUAAGACUAAUGGUAUUUUUUUUUAAAGCAUACCAGUAUAAGUAUUUUUAAAGGUAUUUUUCAAAGUCAUAACAAUGAUUGUUUUAUCUCACAGAAUAGAUUAUCAUGGGAUAAAGAAUGGUCCCUAGCUUCUAUUUUUCAAAAUAAGUAGGACAUGUUCUUGGACUUAAACUAUUAAAAGUUAACUCUCCUAAAAGAAAAAAGAAAUAUAUUCAGCUUGCCAGAAGUUUUUGUUGGCAUGAGAUUGGGGAAGAGAACAGGAAUGCUAGGAUUAACAUUCGGACGGCCCCAGCUGGGUCUCACUAGGUUUGAAGUGAGCACCUUCCACUCCAUUGGAGAAACUGGCUGUUCUGAACAGGUGGUUGGUUGGUCGGGUGUUUAGCUUUGAGGCUCCUGAACAGAAAACACUGUUGGAAAGAGUCACCCAUGACAUCACCAGCGUCAGUGGGGAGUUAGCCUCUGAGUUCAGUGUAUCACGUUACUGUCUAAUGCUUUGUGCAGAAUUAUUUUGGCUUUUGUCAUUUAGCCAAAUAAAGGCCACGCGUUUUUGCCUGGUGUUUCAA